GUGGCCUGUGCUCUGCAGACCCGCCCCCUCUCCGUAUCCUGCAUGAACAUGGCUGGCAGCGCCUGGAGGUCACUGGUCAGCCGAUUGGCAGGAACACUAAACCUGCCCAUAAAUAAUGGAACCAGGGCCUUUUCUAACCAAUUGCAGACGGUGACCCUGAUACCAGGAGAUGGGAUCGGGCCAGAGAUUUCAACGGCCGUCAUGAAGAUUUUCGAGGCAGCCAAAGCUCCAAUACAAUGGGAGGAGAGAAAUGUCACAGCCAUUCAAGGUCCAGGAGGGAAGUGGAUGAUUCCACCCGAAGCCAAAGAAUCCAUGGAUAAAAACAAGAUGGGCCUGAAAGGACCUUUGAAGACACCCAUUGCUGCUGGACAUCCGUCCAUGAACCUGCUGCUUCGGAAAACAUUUGACCUUUAUGCCAAUGUGCGCCCAUGUGUUUCAAUCGAUGGCUACAAAACCCCUUACACAGACGUAGACCUGGUCACUAUUCGGGAAAAUACAGAGGGCGAAUAUAGUGGAAUUGAACAUGUGAUUGUGGACGGUGUGGUGCAGAGCAUUAAGUUGAUUACAGAGGAUGCGAGUCAGCGAAUUGCAGAGUUUGCCUUUGAGUAUGCGAGGAGCAACCAGCGGAGCACAGUGACUGCAGUACACAAAGCCAACAUCAUGAGGAUGUCUGAUGGUCUUUUUCUGAAAAAAUGCAGAGAGGUUGCUGAAAAUUAUAAAGACAUAAAGUUUAAUGAGAUGUACCUGGAUACAGUAUGUCUUAAUAUGGUCCAGGAUCCCACACAUUUCGAUGUGCUAGUCAUGCCAAACCUCUAUGGGGAUAUCUUGAGUGACUUGUGUGCUGGGCUAAUCGGUGGUCUUGGAGUUACCCCGAGUGGUAAUAUUGGGGCGAAUGGAGUGGCGAUAUUUGAAUCGGUCCAUGGGACUGCUCCCGAUAUCGCAGGGAAGGACCUGGCUAAUCCUACAGCUUUACUUCUCAGUGCAGUCAUGAUGCUGCGUCACAUGGGUCUACAGGAGUAUGGGCACAAAAUAGAGGCUGCCUGCUUCGAGACCAUUAAAUCAGGCCAGGCACGAACCAAAGACUUGGGAGGAAAUGCCAAAUGCUCCGACUUUACUGCUGACAUCUGCCGCAGGAUACGGGACAGUGACUAGAUCUGCCAUGCUUUUUCAUGAUGCAAGUCCAGCCAGCUGAUUAUCACACGCACAUAAUAUUCUGCUAAUUACUGACUUCAUUCAUUAACAUGGAAUCCCUUCUCUGCCAUAGAGGUCUAUUGUCACAUGGUCCUCUCUGGCAGUAAAAGGGUUUAAAUCGUUAAAGCCAAGUGGAAAAUGUGUCGAUGGAAAAAGCUAAAGUUUUCACGUGAAAUGCUAGAGGCAUAACAGCGCCCCAUAAGAUUGCUGGUAUUUUUAGCUGACGCAGGUAUAAAAUAACUCCUUUAUUUAGAUAAACUGGAAUUUAAGAAAAGAAAAGCCACCUUGGUUGCCUCGAUAUCUUGUACCUUACAAAGAUGAGGGGUGUAAGUCCUAUGUAGAUCACAUAGUAAAAAUAAAGAGAACUAGAGUAUGACACACAAAUAUUCAAGUAAUUAACAACACAUCAAAUGACUAAAGGUUUUUAGUAGAUUAUCUUUGGUGCGUCAUGCAACCUCAUCCAAUAAUGUUUCCCAUGCUUUCAACGUAAAAUCCCUAAUGCUCAUUCUAACCUACCCUCUAGCUCCCGGUGGCCCUUCUAAUCACUCCAUAAGAUUCACACUCAGUUAUAAGAUCUGCAUCUCAUGGCUUCUUAAAAGCACAUAGCAUUCCCAACAUCUCUUUAUAUAUAUAUCAUCUCACAAGGCAUCUACUAUUGCUUCAUAUAAUAAGGGGCUAUCGCUUCCGGGCUGUACUGACUUUAAUUAGUUUGGGCCAGUAGGAGCUUUUUACCAAUGUAUUUAUGUUACUCUUUCACAUAUGGAGAAAGGGUAUAUAUAUAUUUUUUGUUUAAGAUAAGUUAAUCUUUAUGCAGCAUCUUUAGUGUGGCUGGAUUCUUUCUGUUCUCCCUCUGUUGAUUUGCAAUGCUCUUAAUUAUUAUGAUAAUUGGUGUUGCAAUAUACUGCUUGGUGUACUUUGAUCUUGUCUUUUUGCCAAAUGUCUUUUAUGGCUGCUAUGUUGUUGGGGCAAUUGACUUAGCCUUUUCUUAAGGAUGAAUAUAACAGUUACAUUUAACCACUCCACAUUAUCUUAUCCUUUGCAAAGCUGCAUUUAAUUAUACUUGUUAUUCUCUAAAUAUUAGACCCUCCCACCUGCCCUAAUGCAAUAUUUAUGCCGUUAUGUGGCUUUGAGCCAUGCAUUUAAGUUGGAGAGAAAAUACUCUGAUUUGGUUGACUGAUCGCUCCAUUUAGCAAUACACCACAAGAGGGCACUGAAGCACACUGCUCCAUGAGGCGUUAAAGCACAGUCCAAAUCCACCUGUAUGAAUGUCUUGUUAAAGCCUUAAACGUUUCAUUUUGGAAGCUGUAUUUAUUAUAUAUCUGUUGGUGAAUUCAUUUUGUAAUUCUUGCAAUUUGAGUUACUGCUUUAUAUCCGUUUACACUUGACUUUGUUUUGCAUCCUUAUUAAAUGUGCAAUGUCUUUUUAAAGAGUCAUUUAAUAUGACUGCAAUGCUUAUUCA
Messenger RNA from Pelobates fuscus (common spadefoot toad), 2650 nucleotides. RefSeq names its product isocitrate dehydrogenase (NAD(+)) 3 catalytic subunit alpha (gene IDH3A). Gene Ontology annotation, molecular function: NAD binding; isocitrate dehydrogenase (NAD+) activity; magnesium ion binding. The transcript is spliced from 11 exons. Gene Ontology annotation, cellular component: mitochondrion. Lineage: Eukaryota; Metazoa; Chordata; Amphibia; Anura; Pelobatidae. The record is from RefSeq and is a predicted model, not a curated record. Gene Ontology annotation, biological process: isocitrate metabolic process; tricarboxylic acid cycle. Bases 43 to 1152 code for a protein of 369 amino acids.